Messenger RNA from Meloidogyne enterolobii, 1571 nucleotides. NCBI's taxonomy places the organism in Eukaryota, Metazoa, Nematoda, Chromadorea, Rhabditida, Meloidogynidae. The record is from the annotation of a GenBank genome assembly.
CAAAUUCAAAAAACUUUUUCACUACAAAAAAGACAAUAAUGCGUCAUUGCCGUGCAAAAAUUUCUUUUGUAGUGUUUGUUUUCUUUUUGGUUUUUGAGGUUUGGAAUUCUUCAUUUGCCUCACCUCUAGCAAGUCAACUUUUACCCAAUUUAACCCCUCAACAUUUGUUGGAAGCAAAGAAAUUUAAUGAACAAAAAAACAAAAUUUCUGCUUCUUCCCAAUCCAUUUUAUACCAUCCUGCCAUGCCUCCUUCUUCUACACUUUCGAAAACAUUGAGUAAUCCUACAGCAAUAAUUGUGGCUCCCCCAAAACCAAUUACUAUUGAAAAAGAAAAUGAAACAAUCAAAAAAGAGAUUGAAACUUUAAAAAUUAUGGAAAAAGAGAAUGGUUAUCUUCCAUUGGGGGAUUUACUUGGAGAUUUUCAAUCAUAUCAUAUGGAUAAUUUGCCACAAAUUAAAGUUUAUGUUGAAGGAAGUAAUCAACAAUUUGUUAUUCGAAAAGUAGAAAAAAGUUAUGACAUAUCUGCUCUUUACUACUUACUUUCCUACUACUUACCUAAAGAAAAAAGUGAAAAUGGAAAUUUAACAAAAGAAGAUGUUAUUCAAAUUAUUUGGGAUUUAAAAUAUGGGAAAAUUAAUGCUUUGGUUGCUGUACAGACAAAUGGUAAUAAUUAUGAAUAUGGAAUUGAAGGCUAUAUUUUAUAUAAUUAUGCGGCUUCAAGUACACGCGGAAAGGUCAUCCAUCUUCAGGAUAUUUUUGUAAAGGAAUUGUUCAAGAAUAACCACAAACUUGUGAUGAAAGGAUUGCUUGAAGGAAUUAUUAAAGUUUCCAAACAAGUGAAUGAAAAUAUUCCAAAUAUUUUUUGGACGGCAACAAAGGAGAAUAAUAAAGUUGGGGAAAUAUUAAAGGAAUUAAUUCCAGAUGUUAAAUUUGGAGUAAGAGAUUUGUGGAGAUUAGACCUUUCUGCUUUUAAAAAUAUUCUUAAUGCUGAUGACGAUAAUAAUAUUUUGAUUAAAGAGGAAGGUGGAAUUCGUGUUGAAGAAUCUAAACAAAUAGCUGAAGAUUGGAAUUGUAUUGUAAUUCGCAAUAAUGGUCGCCCUUCAAGUCCAAUACUUUCCGAUUUAAUUAAUAAUGGCCGUGAAGGGGGAAUUUGUGCUUUACGUGCCUCUAUUCUCCUCACAAACAAUCUUGUUGGGAUGGCCUUAUAUAAUUGUGAUGCUUAUUCUGGAAGUUCUGGGAGAUAUUUGUGGUUGGAUAGACUUUUUGUUGAAAAUAGUUUAACAGGGAAAAUAAAUGGGGAAGAGACAGUUAUUGCUAUUUUGGCUAAAAUGGUUGAGGUUGCAAAUAAAAUGAAUGCUGUCCGUAUUGAAUGGACAGAUGAUUCUAAUGAAUUGGCUAAUUAUGAACAUUUACUUCAUUCUCUCGGUGCUGUUAAUAUGAAAGAAAUUAAUGGAGAAUUUCUUUAUCGUUGGGAUAUUAAUAAAUAUCAUUUGCUUAAUGAACCAUUGACAGUCGAGAAGAAAGAAAAGAAAGAAAAAGUUAAACAGGAAUUUAUUCCAAAAUAUUAUUAA